This is a messenger RNA of Brassica oleracea var. oleracea, 1125 nucleotides long. RefSeq lists its product as uncharacterized. NCBI's taxonomy places the organism in Eukaryota, Viridiplantae, Streptophyta, Magnoliopsida, Brassicales, Brassicaceae. The record is from RefSeq and is a predicted model, not a curated record. The coding region runs from base 1 to 1125 and encodes 374 amino acids. The transcript has 3 exons.
AUGGUAUCAGAGGCGGCUCAACAACCUCCAAUUGAACGCGCUUACGGCGUCACCAACAUCAAAAACAACAUCCCCAUUCUCUUGGAUAUUGAUGAUGGUAACUAUGACGCAUGGAGAGAGCUGUUCUUAACUCAUUGCCAAAGCUUUGAUGUCUCUGGACAUCUUGAUGGAUCGCUCGUACCGGCCAACGACGACGAUCAACCUUGGAAGAAACGUGAUGGCUUAGUCAAACUUUGGCUUUACGGAACUCUCUCCAAAGAUCUCUUCAAAAGCACAUUCAAAACGGGCGGUACUUCUCGAGAAAUUUGGAUCAGACUUGAGAACUUCUUCCGCAACAACAAAGAAGCUCGUGCGAUCCAACUUGAUCACAAGCUUCGCAAUCAAGAGAUUGGGGAUCUCACGAUCCACGCCUACUGUCAAGAACUGAAGUCUAUAGCCGAUCUCCUGGCUAAUCAUGAUGCGCCCGUAACAGAGAGAACUCUAGUUACAUAUUUGUUGAAUGGUCUUAACGGAAAGUAUGAUAACAUUAUCAACGUCAUCAUGCACAGACAACCCUUUCCAACCUUCGAGGAGGCACGUUCGAUGUUAAUUCUAGAGGAGGAUCGUUUGGGCAAAGGCAAGAAAGGCACGGCUAACACCGACGGCUCACCAUCUUUGCCUAAGGUACUUGAUGUCACUACCUCCACAACAGAACAGAGGAGCUCAUCCCAAGGAGAUCAACAACAACGCCACUUCUCUAACAGAGGACGUGGUCGCAACCGAGGCAGAGGGAGACACAACAACAAUCAUCAGCGGCUGCAGUUCCAACAAUGGAACACUCCUUACUGGAACAACGGCUUCCCUAUGUGGCCUCAACAGCAGUUCAAUCCUUGGAUGCAACUCCCGCAGCAAUCCUUCGCUCAACAAGGUCUCCUCGGACCACGCCCACAACAACAAAACCAUCAGGGUCCUCAACACAAUGGCGGCAGCCAGAAGUUCGAACCAACAACGGACUUCGCUUCAGCCUUUAACACCAUGACUUUGAUCGACCCAACCGACAGCCAGUGGUUCAUGGACUCAGGAGCCACAGCUCAUCUCAGUAACACGGCAGGAUCUUCGAACACAGGAGACACUACUCCGCAGUGA